Molecule: messenger RNA, 10818 nt
Organism: Aplysia californica (California sea hare)
Lineage: Eukaryota; Metazoa; Mollusca; Gastropoda; Aplysiida; Aplysiidae
Product: RNA binding protein fox-1 homolog 2
Exons: 12
Coding region: 1843-3054 (403 amino acids)
Biological process (GO): nervous system development; regulation of alternative mRNA splicing, via spliceosome
Cellular component (GO): cytoplasm; nucleus
Molecular function (GO): mRNA binding
Source: RefSeq, a predicted model, not a curated record
GAGCAUCCUACUGUCACGGGGCGUGCUGCGAGUGCGGCUCACGGCACAACGUGUGUUGUAUUGAUCUAGCGAGUUCGCCGCCGCUACAACAGCGCGUCAAGGCUAGCGAGCGCGAGAAAAACGGACUGACGGACACACCGACGCAGAAGGGAAGAGACAUUAUCAUGUUUGUCCUGAAUUCUUUGGGCAUCACAGCCUUCCAAGUAGUCCUCGUGUGGGUCUGAAAACCCCAAAGUGUGUGGAGAGCGUCCAGAAACCCCCCCAGUGAGAACGGAUUGAAUUGCGUGGUUGUGAUGUCUUCAACCCCGUGGCUGUGCGAAUACAUUCAGUGAUUUUUUUUUUCAUAAGGGCCUCAAAAAGAAGGAGUGUUCUGAAAGUUGGAACGAAUAAAUUCAAAGAGGAGGAUCAGGGUUAUUAAUAAGACAAUCUACAAGAAAAAUUGUGUGUACAAGUGAUCAGGGUUGUUAACUAGCCAGCGUCUUGCCAGACCGUGUGAGCAAAGUGGGUUCAUAGAAUUUUUAUCGUCACAACUUCCCAUCUUGGAGAAGCCGAUUCCGUGGCGAGGAAGGGGCAAAAUUAUUGAUUGCUCUUAGGUUUUGGUGCUUCUUGGGCGACCGUCGUGAGCGCUGGGUCUAGCCGAAGGAGAGCAUCGCUGGAACCCCGACGAAUGCAUAAUAAAUUUGUUACAAACCUGUUGUUACGACAGCACUGCUUGGGAGCGUUCAGCGUCUUGGAGGAACAAUACCGUUGUCUGUUUGUCUUUUGUUCUAUUGAUUUUGUGUUGCCUCUUGUUUCUGACCACGGUCUGUGACAUUGGGGCUCUGUGGGGGUCUGCUGUUAUCGGUUCCGCUGCCAAGUGAUUUCACAUUACUGGUGCCGUGCUCGUGGCUGUGUUUGUGCCGAUGUGACGGACAGCGCCAUCUCAGUUUCCACAACGUCUUCUUAGUUUCUCUUGUAACAGUUUAUUCAUGAGGGAAUGAUAAAGAAUGAGCUAGUGUAAUAUUUCUUCCUGACAGAGUGGUAUUCUGUUCGUAUUUUGUUCCCACUGUGUUUCUUCUUUACGGCGAAGUUGCCGAAGAGACCUCUCUUACUACACUAUUGUUUCUCGUGGCUUCUCUUUAAAUUUUAGCAUCUCAGUGAUGUAUUUUGUUUAGAAGGGUUUCGAAUGUAGUUAUUGUCCUUUCGUUCAUGAAUUUAUAUCCAAACUUUCUCUGUUUUCUUCAGCCGAGACUGUUUGCUUUUUGUUAAAAGUCUCGCGUCGGAAGAAGACGUGGUAAGGUUAAGUUCUAUUUCAUAGAUGGUGUGUUCUUCACCAGCUGUAGAAACGAAAGCAGGAACCCAGUUUUGAACAAAGCUUGAGUACCUCGUAUCUCACCACAAUCAUAAUUAUUGUUUCAGCCCAUAACUAGGGGAGGCUUGGCGAGCAAUCUGUUACUCACUACAGUAGAUAUCCCCCGUGGUAAAAGUAUAUCGUUGUAAUAGCUGUAGGUGUGGACAACGAGGAGAGCAAGUAUUGAUUUUCACGUCAGUAGCAACUAGUGGCUGGCCACUCGUCGGGUGCGACUAAUGUGAGGUCGUUCCGAGUAAUUUUCACUCCACCGCACGAAAUCGAGAAUGCACAGUAUAUUAAUUUGUGUUUGCAAAAUAUGAAGUCUUGCUAAUGUAACUGGUUUGUGACAACAAACACUUGCCCUCAGUACAAGCCAGGUUUUGUUUGGCUUCCCAGUGCAGAGCUAGCUUGAAGCUCGAAUGCAGCCCGUGCUGUGGUUUUUCUCUUCCUCGUGAUACUGUCCCCCCUCUGCUAUUGAUCGAGAGGUAAGAGCCCAGGCUCGAAUCAACACAAUGAUGAAGAUGAUCGUGAAAGGCGGGUUGCACCCUAUCCCAGGCCUGCCCCGACUACGACACGAAAUACCGUCUGUCGGUGGAGUCAUACUGACCAAGCACAUGGUCCAGAACCAGAUGACUCCUACAUACGCCACGUACCCCCAGGCGACCAGUCUGGAUGAGUACCACCAGGCGGUGGCCAACCAGGCAGCGGCUGCGGGCUCCGCGGCGGCCGCCGGACUGGCCGGCAUUCAGAAUGUGGCCGGGGUCAACGUCGCCGUUUCCGCCAUCACGACGGAGCCGAGCGCGCAGACCAUCUACACCACCACACCCGUCACGACCAACGGUGCUGCAGAACAGCAAACCGCGCUCCUGAGAGAGGCACAUAAAAGCCUCUGGUUGCGAGACAUAAAAGCUGUAUCUGAGACUGAGCUUCCUUCCUCUGAGAGUGAAGCGACGGCGAUACCUCCUACUAGUGGUGCCAUCUCUCCAAAUACUGGUCCCAAGAGAUUACAUGUGUCAAAUAUCCCAUUCAGAUUCAGGGAAGCAGACCUCCGGCAGUUAUUGGGGCAAUUUGGGACAAUUUUAGAUGUGGAGAUAAUUUUUAAUGAAAGAGGCUCAAAGGGAUUCGGUUUCGUAACUUUCGCAAAUAGCGGUGAUGCCGACCGAGCACGUGAGAAAUUGAACGGCACUGUGGUUGAGGGACGAAAGAUUGAGGUUAACAAUGCUACUGCACGGGUCAUGACCAAAAAGGUGACCGCACCCACACUGUCUACCGAUUCGGUAGCUGCUGCAGCUUUACGCGGAGUUGCCUUGACCCGGGGUCGUACUGCUGCAGCUGUGGCAGCCAGAGGGCUCGGUGGUGUGUACACAGCUGCAGCUGCAGCUGCUGCAGGUCUGAGGCACCCAACGCCAAUUGCUGCUCCGCCCACUGCAAUCCCCUAUGCUGCGAGUGUUUAUCAAGAUCCUUUCUUGACCUAUGAUCCAGCCCGCUAUCAGUUAGUCACAAGUCAGCCAUAUCCUGCUGCAGCGGCCGCAGCCAGCUACCCUACAGGAGCUGCCCGAUAUGCUAUCCCAGCUGCAGCUGUAGCUACUCCAGUCACCUACACAGCUGCCGGCUAUGGCCGAGAAUAUGCUGCUGAACCUUAUAUUGGACACAGUAUUGGGCCAGUUGCUGGCUAUGGGGCAACCGUGUAUCGAGGAGGGUACCAAAGGUUUGCACCUUAUUAGCCCGGGGCAUUCUGAACAUGUCUUUACUUUGUUAUAAAAGAAAAGCAUUAUGGGAAAAGGGACACUGAAGGACUCGAAGCAAGCUUCAAUACAAUUUUCAACGGCAGGGCAGGCACUGACUUCCGCAGUAACAGCCACCAAAUCAGAUCCGACCUUCUCAUCUUUCAGUUUUGACUUCCAAACAGUAUUUUACGUUAUCUGAUGUUUCUGCUUUAUGUCAAAAUGUCAUUGGUGUAUGGCAUUAGCUUGUGGGCUGAUUGGUGUCUGCUUUUAACCAGUGUGGAUCAGGAGACCACGAAGACCAGUAGCUUAGAGUAUUGUGUGACUGAGAACUUAUGUGUUUUACUCUUGGUAUGUACUCAUUCUUUUAUGCCAGACUUGCUGCUUUUACUUUGGGGCUCGAAUUGUUGAAAGUGUGCUUGAUAGAUAGAAUGCAGUUGUGUAUGCAAAUACUUUGAGUGAUAGGAAGUAGGUUUGUUGUAAACGUGGUCAGUGACAUAGGUAGAGAAGGAGGAGGUAAGUAGAGUGUGAGUCGUAGGAGGAAAAAGUUGAGAGAAUGUGUUGCUGUUAAGUCAGAAAAUACUUCCGAAGGAAAUUUGUCCUAUUGUGAAAACAUUGCAUAGAAGUUGUAAUUUCUUCCUGUAGGGAAAACAAUCUAUACUGGAUCUAGUAUAAACACUGAGUUGCACAAUUGCCAUUUUGCAUAUGAGCUCAUUCUUCAUGCCUGAUCCUGCCAAUGUCUGCCUCUUCCAGUAAAAUAUUAUCAAAAAGCUUGGGCUCUUCUUUCCUCAGUCUUUGCAACACAAACAUUUCAAGUUGCACAGGACUAGAACCUUAUAGAAGACAUGCAGGCUGAUUAGUUGGAGCAGGAAUCUGUUUACAAAUACUCAAACUGUAAGCUUUAUUUUGAACAAAUUUAUCUAGUCAAUAUGUCUGUAUAUUCUUCCUUGCAUAUACAUAAUGAUAUUUUUCCCUUCUCAUGGAUUUUUAUAUGUACAGAAUGUUGUUACAGUCAUUAGUUGUCCAUUGAUUGUUAUGAACUCACUUUCACAGUGUGAGUGCACAGUCCAGUGUUAAUGUUUUCAUUCAAACUAACAUUUUACAAAAAUGUUAUGGACUCACUUUACUUUUCUCCUUUUUUUGACGUUUUGAAAGAAGAAAACUGUAGUAACAGAAAGCAGUCAUGCAGUUUUGGAAAGAAUAUGGUUUCUUGUUUUUACGCAGCUAUUCAACUUUCCAAAAAAAUGGAUCAAAAUUCUGUGGACCAUGGUCAACGUCAUGAACACCACAGCAAAAAGCUACACUUAAAUUUUGCUGAAGAUUUCCUAAUGUAGUGUGAGAGAGAAGUUGAUUUGCCAAUUGUCAUCAACCCAACUCUAGCAGAGGACUGAUUUGAAAAGAAAUACUAUUAUUCAUUUUUUAAUCUUAUUUAAAUUUAAAAUGAAUCAGUGAUGCUGGAUUAAUGCAUUCACUUGUGGCUUAAUCAAAACAUUGUUUUGCUGGCAAAAGUUCUUUUCUUUGCAACGCAAUCUUGCCCACUCAUGUUGUAUUCAUUGCCGAAGAGGUAAUCCUGUUGAAUUUCUUCCUAUCAUUCUAGGCUGAGUUUGUUACUUUGAGAUGAAUUAAAGUCGUUUUAAUUGUCAGUGACAGUUUUUCUGAAUACUGUUCCCUUUAUCUUUUAUGCCAACUCUUUAUUUUGUUUUGUUUUGCCAUCAAAUUUCACUUGUGAUUUCGUUACUGAAAUUAGUAAAAAUGUGUGCACAAUUUUAAGUCUGUUCAACCCUUGAUUUAAGUUCGUAAGGACUUAUAACUUUUUAAACUGCUUAUUUAUGUUGAAUCUCAAGACUCGUACAUCCAGUUCUUCCUUGAAUUAUUAACUUUGUACAAAUGUGCCAGUAAUAGUAUUCUUCUCACCUAAUCUUACAUCAUUGCUUCGUAUGUUCUUUGAUGUUUUGACUGAAACAGAAAUUCCAUUACCCCAAAGGGCCAAUGUGCAUUACCUUGCAAUUUUGCAACUAAAGUAAGUAUAAGAGCAUAGGCUCACUUUAGAAAUCACAAAACAAAAGUAUGUUCAGCCUCAGAUCUUCAUUCCAAUAUGGUCCACUGUCACAAGGAGAGAAGGAAUUGCCACUGACGAGAUACUGUGGAAACAUAAGGAUUGUUUUUUGUAAGAGUCACUUCGCAAUGAAUACGCUUUAGACUUAAAAGUAAAAUUUGCCCCCCUUUUUGUAAAUUAUUUUUUUCCCCUGAUAGUGUACUCCUAACAACAAGCCUGUUCACAGGGAGACAAAAAGUGACUACUUUGCAGUAAUCUGGACACUACUGACUACAUACUCAAUGAAUUCACUCAUAGUCGUUAAUUUUGCUGCUACACAAACAUACAGGUCAAUUGUAUCUGUGCACAUGAUACGAUAUACUGCUAUUCAUGAUGCACAAGUUUAUAUGUAUAUUACUGACUGGAUAUAGCUUUGUAUACAAUGUUUGCUGUUUUGCAGCUUUUUAAUACCCUGUUGAUGAUACUGUUUAAGUUUGAAACACUUGAAGAAUCAAAAUCUAGUUGUCUGGCACACAAACAUUUUCUGUUCUCCUGAGAUAUUCGUGUUUUCCAUUUCAUGUAGUUGUCCAGAGUGCAAUAAUGAAUGCAGCUGUAUUGUUGUAGGUAAAUUUGCAUAUCUGUCUUUUUCAAGUUCUCCGUGACGCAAAUAUGUGACCUCUAACUUAGGUAAAUGUCUGCAAUCAUAAUGCUGUCUUUUCUGGUCAGCCUAUUCAAUUUUUUUUUUAGUUUCAAAAAUAGAGAUUUAUCAUAAAUAGUUAUAUUCUUUUUUUAAAAAAAAGGCAGGGUCUUUAGGAUCUCUUUUUAUCCAGUCAAUAGAUAUUCAACCCGAAUGUCAAAAUUAUAAAAUAGUUUAUGGAUGCAUACAAUCUGUACUGUCAUAAAUAUUUUGAAAGUGUAUGAUUUUUUUUUCUUCACCAUGCUGAACUAAUCUUGAUGCACCAGGCAAAGUUACAGAGGGACAUUAAUUUUUAAAAUAAAUGAUUCGAGAAAUUAUUGAAAUUUAAAGAGAGAAAGAUCAGUUUCGUAUCUUCCUGAGUUGGUUUUUUGCAUCUGCUUUUGUUUUGGAGCAUUUAAUUUUGUUCAAGAAAGACCAAUGUCUUGCCAGUGUUUCAUCAACUCCUUUUGCAUCGUUGAGCAAUGAUUAGAUGAUCGCAGUUUUCUAUAAAUACCUGCUACUUUUGAAGCAUUGAAGCAUUCGUGUUCAUUAAUGAAUCUUCUUUUAGCAUAAGUUAUCACAAUAGAAUGAUCUGUAAGUAGUUCUUGCGAGGUUGUUUAAGUACUGGCAUACAUAUGUUCAAGGUUUUAAAAUAUCUUGCCAAAGAAGAAAUUUGAGUGAAAAUGUUUCUUAUUCAUAAAUCUGUGUCUCAUAGAUAUCCCACCCUGACAAAACUGAUCCAGAAUAUAGAGAAAAUUGAGUACGGUACUGGCAUGGACUAAACUUAUUAAGGGGAGACACUACUGAGACAACAGAACUUCUUUAUGCACAGCUGAAAUUGAAUACAGUUUUGAGAGAUUUAUUGGUGAUAACAGGGGUCAACUAAUUUAGUCUGGUGGACUAAUUGACUCUUCAAUUCCUACACAGGGUCAGUUAGGGGUCUCAGGCAGGCAAAAUGAUAUAUUCUGGUGUAUCAAAUUACUCAUUCAUCAUUACGACAUAAUCAUAAAAAAUUUCUGUUAGUAUUCUCUAGAACAUUAUACUUGCUAAUAACGGAGGGAAUUAUGGGUGUUUCAUUUAGUAAAAUUUUGGCAGGUAGCUUAUAUGAGUGGACGAAAUUAUUGCCAAGAAAAAUCCUGUUUUAUUUUUUUAAGAAAAUUUUAUUAAAAACCUCUUACAAGCGCUUUUGUUGGUUUCCAGACAAAUCCCUCUGAAAUAAGUACAGGCAAACACCUACAAACAGUCGUGCAAAAUUUUGAAGAGACUGAAAAGACAGAUUUAAGAAAUUGUGAAUAUUAUAUCCCAAGGCUACCCCCUAAAAAUAUUUUGCUUUCUGAGGGAAAAAAAAAUUCUUGUAUGCCAAAGGAUAAUGUCGCACCAGCAUUAAAAAAAAAAUUAAAGACCCUUACACCCACCCCUCCUGUUCAGACUAAUUUUAAUAACACCCCAACUCCUCCUUUAAAAGAAAACAACAACCCCAAAAACAACUAGUUUUGCAGGUUUGGGACCCAGUUCAAUACUUCAGGACUUGCUUUUCAUUUGAAAAAUAAAGCAAAUUUAAAAUAUCGAUAUAUUAGCACCAAUGAAUGUAAAUUAUACGCCCUGUUUUCCCUCAAUUGAUCUGUUUCUGUUUUGGGGAUAUUUUGUUAAAAAUAUAGUAUUUUCUCAGCUCAAAACGAAACUGAUUUUUUUCCCCUUAUGUUUAUCAGUAACUUCGUUUUUGUCAAUGAAAAGUGAAAUUUAAAAAAUCGGGACAUUUGCCACUGAAGGAGGUGAAGGUGUCUUGGUGUCAGGAAAAUUAAGCUAGAAAAUGGCUGCCAAAAUUUGGUGACAUCCAAAGCCUGAAUGUUCUUGGAAACCGGAGAUUAACAUUUUUUUGUGCCUUUGAGCAAUGUUUUGUUUCAGUAUAAUCCACACAAAAAUGUGUUUUUAAAUGGACAUUGACGGUGUUGAGCCAAAAAUUUAAAAAUAUUCAAUGAAAAUGGCUCAACAGUUGGGUAAAAUGCUGGUUGCUUUAAUGUUUUUUACAUUUGCUUGAAUUCACCACAUUGUCACACAUGAUAUGUAUUUUUCAAGUGAGAUACUAAUCAAAACCCAUAUGAAGGACUAUGGGAAGCUGAGUUUUAUCACUUUAAUUUAGUUAAAACUCAGAGCAGUCUUUUAAGGAAGUUGGUUUGGUAAUUCAAAUGGUGGAAUCAGAAGAUUGCUUUGUUGUUUUUUUAAAGUAUUAUAUUACAGGUGAGAUAUAUGUCUGUAUGCUUCCAAGAUGUUGGUAAAAUGGUAAAAUAAAAGAGUUGUUUCAAAUGGGGAGUUAAUCUGGCAUCUAGUGUAUAACUUAUGGUAAAUGUAGAUUCGACGCAUGGUGCUAAAGGUAACUUGAUACAGUUAUUCUCCGUGCUGAAGGCUUAAGCCUCCCAUGCAAGAAAAGUCCAGUCAGUUACUACAACACCAUUCUUUUCUCAUCUCACUAAUCACUGCCAUUGUGUAUCCUGUAUGUAGUCAUUACUCGAUCUAGUCUUACCCAAUAUGCCCACUGUUACUGCUAUAAUGUUUUAGUCAAAUUCUCAUAUACCUCAAUUUUUUUUUUAACUGUAAAGAUUUGUGGCGACAAGAUGCUUCCAUUCGGGAACGAAAUAAACCAUGAUUGUCUUCUGAUUGUUUUAUUACUCACAGAGGGCACUUUGAAUGAGACAAGAAAUUUUCAGACGAUAUGACAUUUUCUCUCUUCGUAUUAUGUCUGUGUUGGUACAGCGCUACUUCAACUAUUUCUCAUAUUAUAUGUAUGAUAACUGCUUCAGAGUAUCAACAUUGGGGUAUUUUUAUCGCAUUUACACUUCGUGAUACUACGACCAUUGAGGAUAAAUGGAAAUGCCAAAGACAAUUCACCCCCUCACUAUCUUCACAUGAAUCUGUAUGAUGAUUGUUUGUACACCACACCACGUGGCUCACUACAGCUGGUGGGGAGGCUCCAAUCUGUUGGUUCUUUUAAUACCAAAACGUUUUCAUAUUGUAACGUGAACGCUCUAGCAUUUACAAAAUUUUUUCUGUCCUUAAUUUCGCAAGUUGUCUUGUGGAGAUAUUUUAUUUCUAAUUGUGUCAAUAAUGAGUUUUUGAAAAGAUACUUUGUAUUUAUAUAUAUUUUUUGUUGUUGAGGAUCUAGUAUAGUGUAAAUUAUUAUUUUCUUUAUUUGGUAGGUCAAAAAGGAGACUAAGAUAAGGAUCAGAGACAUUUGUAGUUUUUCAAUAGUCUUCUCAUUGUUAGGAUAGUAAAUGUCAUUAACCUUUUGGCAAUGAUGAACAGACACACUAAUUGAGACUUGAGGUCAAUGAAUUUGACUCCAAACUGCUGGUCUCUCAGAACGGUCUACAUUAGAAGACAGGUCUGAUUUGAAAUAAUCAAAUUUAAAUACAGGAAAUACACAUGAUGAUUUUGAUAAGUUAUAAUAAUUUUUUAAAAACCUGUUUGGUCUAUUUGACGACCUUCAUGGAUCCCAACUUCAACAGAUAGUCCUUUUCUCACUUUAGGUUCACCGGUUCACUUUUCCAUUACAAACGUGGCGACAUUGUUUUUACCAUCAGGAGGUGAUGAUAUUCCUUGCUUUGUCAUUAUGUCCUGUGCACAUCAUAAUUCAAUAGGUGUUUUACUUAACAUUGCCUGUUCAUCUAAAGAAAAGACAAAUACUAGCUUUUUUCUGUUUUAUACAUAUUUAUAUACUUACCAGACAUAUUUAUUAAUGUUUGUUUUACUCUUCCUUCUCAGUCUGUGUUGAGCCCAGAGGAAUAAAUCUCUAUAAGAGUCAAGUCUUUACAACUUUGUUGUAACAAUGACAGUCAUCUGAAUCCAUGUAUCUGAUCUUAAAAGUUGUUGUGGGAAAACUUGCCGACCUCAUAAAGAUUUGAAUCUUUGGUGCUUAACACAACUCAAACAGUAUUUUAUUUAUGUGAACUAAACUUUAAUGUCCAUUUUUUUCCCCCAAGUCUUUUAUGAAUUGUAUACAGUGAUAGUUCUUUCUGAAAUUGUUAGCUGUGACAUCAUUGUUUGAUGUAUCAAGAAAAGGGAAAAAAUCAAAUAAAUGUCUUCCAUGAUAUUUUGUUACAGUUGCUAUGAUUAUGAUUAUAUUUAAUUAUAUUAUAAAGAUAAAAUUCAAAAUUUAAAAGAUUGUUCUCUGACUUUGUUGGAUUUUGUUAUCUUGGUGUGAGGUGAUUUACUUCAGAUUGCUCCUGUGUUAAUCAACUUUCUCUGUCAGGUACUUCUCGUAUCUCUUCCUAAGUUGCAUGUUCUGAUACAUUUGUCCUCGUGAACAAGUAAAAUAUGGACGAACAUUGUAUGUACCUUGAAGAUGUUGGCGUGUCCACCCACCCUUCAAUUUUCAUCUUCAGUCUCCCUGAAACUGGACAAUGUCCAUAUGCAUGUCGUGCUUUUCUUCAUGUUGCUUUUGGGAUUGUUUGACAUGAAUGGCACUAAAAUUGCUGUAGUCUAGCGCAUGAACUGAAGAGGACACUGAACAUUGUGAAUACUUGACAAUGCAUUUCUCACUUAAAAAACAUGAGUCAACAUUUACGAAAUUGGAAGGAGGGGGAGGGAGAAGAGUUGUUUUUAUUCUCUGGAAUAUUGAUAAUGCGUAGGGAUUUGAAACCUAAGCUUUCUCGUGGCAUUGUCAAGUCUUCAAUAAGUUUGUCUCUCUUUGUAGUUGCCCCACACAAAUGACUAACCUUUUUUUUUCGCACUGGGAUUGUUUUCAAAGAUGAGAGAGUAAUGUAGAAAUAAAAACUUGAAGGGAAGUUUGUCUGCUGUGUUUGUUUAACUUAUCGGCUCAUGCAAACUUUUUCUUGAUUUUUUGCUUUGUUUUAUUGCACAGUGCGAUGCAUCAUUGUUUGUGGCAACAUUCUUUUUAGCAUGAACGCUUGUUUUUGCUGUGGACUACAGCUUAACUUUUUUUGCAACUCUCCUGGUCUUAACUCAUGGUCACGUUUAUAUAUAUAUGAGAAUGCUUAGACAAUGAGCAGGUAGUCUUGGAAAGCAUGCUAAUAAAAACUUGAGAAGGCAAAUGGUU